This is a messenger RNA of Spirometra erinaceieuropaei, 873 nucleotides long. NCBI's taxonomy places the organism in Eukaryota, Metazoa, Platyhelminthes, Cestoda, Diphyllobothriidea, Diphyllobothriidae. The record is from the annotation of a GenBank genome assembly.
AUGACAGGCCCAACGAUCUACGAAGCCAACCGCGUCACCGCCUCCAAAGCCAAACGCGAUACUCGAAAAUCGCAGCUGCCCACGCCUGACAACACCAACGCUCGACCUCCGCUAACGUAUCCACGAUAUCAGAGGACGUUGCGGGCACCAAUCUGUCUCGUAGGUCACCUUCGGACGCAAUGCGCCAGCAACCCGACAGCGUCAACUUCUUCUCCCACGCUUGUCCCCGCCGCUAACCCCGAGCCAACCGCCACCCCCGUCACCGCCGAUUACACUGGUGCUGUCUUGUCGACAUCAAUCACUGCUACCACCCGCUCUGCUCCAACCCAUGCAUCGGCCACAGUCAUCAGCUCCAUCAAUACCACGCAACCACGCAUUCCCCGCACCGAUAGGACGACGUCCCAUCACCUGCUGCCAUCAACACCAGUAUCCCACCUCCAGCGACAUGGACUCGGUCCAUAUCAAUCCUCAUCGCGAUCGCACAUUCACCUCACCUAUCGGUCUGCUCAGUCAGUUGCAAAUCCAUCUCACGGAGACCAGUGCCUGGAGCAUUCGCAUACGAUCGCCGCAUCCGCCCCAACUGCCCUCACUACAUCCAUACAUCCACCCACCGCGUGGGCCUAUUUGACCAAAUACGCAUUCAUGAGUAGCUGCGGUAGACAACCGCCAGCUACACAACCUCAUCACACCUUUCCCCACCAGCACCUGCACCUCACAACACCAUCACCCAUCACGAGCACCCAAUUGCCACCUGCCACGGAAGUGGGAAGUGUGCUUCUCGGCUCCUUCUUUAUGCGGCUCCCCUGCUGCGUGUGUGAUUCGAGUCCGAGACUAUCACGGCGCAUCAACCACCGUGCCUUGGAAGGCUACUGA